Molecule: messenger RNA, 3437 nt
Organism: Temnothorax curvispinosus
Lineage: Eukaryota; Metazoa; Arthropoda; Insecta; Hymenoptera; Formicidae
Gene: Dbx
Exons: 4
Coding region: 841-2472 (543 amino acids)
Biological process (GO): regulation of transcription by RNA polymerase II
Molecular function (GO): DNA-binding transcription factor activity, RNA polymerase II-specific; DNA binding
Source: RefSeq, a predicted model, not a curated record
GGCCUUCAUUCGAGGGUUGCAUGCUCUCACGUUGCCGCCGCCGCCACUAACCCCCCUUUCCGUGCGUUCGGAAGGCACGCACGCAGGCACGCCAGUUGACAUCCCGCUGCCGAAAUCGCACGUCCUUGUCGUCGGACGUGAAGUGAGGCUGCGUGCGCGAUCAUGUGACACGCGCGAUCCCGCACGGUGGGAUCUUCCGCGACGAGGAUCUCGCGGGAAAAGGGGGUCCUGCUCUUUUCCCUUCCGAAUCGAGUACACGUUGUUGAAAAAAAAAACACACGACAGGAAUUUAAUAUUUUCGAAUAUUACUCGAACUGUGUGCAUACUCGAGUUGCAAUGUCAACGUGCAUCAUGCGAUGUCAGCGCGGGCGUUUGACAGUGACAUUAAAAUAAUUAUCGCGAUUAUUCGACGUGUGAAAACUGCUGCCAAUCUUCCGAGCAUUGAGUCCGAAAAAAUCGAGGAAGAUAUACUAAAGUGUGAUUAGUGAUUUGAAAUAGUUUGUGAAGAUCGAUAAUUCAAUUGGAAGCUGUAUGACGAUCUUCGACGAUCUCGAUUCACUCGCAGAUACGUGAUGUGAUCUCCAGUCGAGUUCUACGCGCGAAUCUUGAACAAGAUGAACGUGACAAUCACUUGUCAAUCAGUAAGUACCCAAAACAGUGGUAGAUUCAAUAUCGCCCGAGACUCAUGAAGAGAAAAUUGAUUAGCCGCAACGUAAGAAAUAAAAUAGUUGCUAAUUUCGCUGAUCGGUAUCGAAUCCGAAGGUCCUUCGAUCCUUUCAUCGACUAAAGAAUCGUUCCGAGGCGACAAUUGUAACAGUCAGCGAGCCAAGCAGCCGUGAUAUGUUUCCCUCGUCAGCGGCGAUGCUGAAGAAUCUGCAGCAGAGUGCCAUGACCUCGCCCUUCCUGAUGGAGAACUUGCUCCAGAGCAAGGCAUCGCCGGGGACGGAUCUCACUAGCUUGACCUUGAACUGGGCAGCGAGUCUGGUGGCGCGACAGCGCGAGAGAGAAUGCGAGGCGAGUCUCCGGCUCGUUCGGGACCGAUCCUCCCCCAACGACAUCGUCCAGGAUCAUCUGGAGCAACGAUCCGGCCCGAUCGGCGGACGCGAUCGCAUAAUGAUCGAUUGCCGGGAUCAGCAGAGAUCCAGCGGCGGCGGCGGUAGGUCCGGCGAGCGGCCGCACGACCGGAUGCAGUUCCUUCAGCGCGAGAAGGAGGUCCUGGACCGGAGCCAGGGCGUGUACGACAUGGAGAACGAGAGGAUGGACGGGCCGGUGAUGGUGGACCGGCUGUGCGCGAUGGAGAGGCUCUGCAACGAGAGGAUCGACAAUCGAUCCAAUUCCGGCGUCGAGUCCUGCAACUCGAACGUGGACGAGGACCCGAUCCCGGGCGCGGAGCUGGACGGUGGUCUUCAGCCGGGCGACAGGGACGAGAUGGUGCUGGGGGAGCGGGUCUCCGCGAUCGAGAUAGACAGACGGUACGACCUUGGAUGCAGAAACGUCAUGCACACGUCCGAUGAGAUGACGAUCGUAUCGGGGGAGAGGGAGGCGGCGGUGACGGCAGCGGCGACGGCGGUCGAGCGUGCCGUCGACAGAAUAGGCGAGAGGACCACCGCCUGUUCCUGUGGCGACGAGCAGUGCUCCGGACCGGCGUGCAGGACCAUCCAGGAGAAGGAGAAGCCGCAGCUCAAGUUCAGCGUUAGCGCCAUCCUCGGCGGUAAUCAUGACAGGAGGCCGCAUCCCGAUAAUUUUCAAGGGCUUCCGCCAGAAGCGAUACCCGCCUUCCUGCAAAAUCUGCAAAAUUCGGCGGGCUACAAUAUCGCCAAGCCGAUCGCGAGGCCGGCGGCUUAUCACCCUUAUCACAGGCCGAGUCAUCAACCACCACAACGACACUUACCACCGAACGCUCAUCACACGCUGCAACAACUGUUCUACAGGGGUCCAUAUUUGACAGUCGCUGGUUCCGGGACCGGAACCCAUCACCCCGGUACGCCCGGUGGAGGCGCCGUGUUUCCGGGGACCAUUCAGGGCAGCAUCGGCGAUUUUUCCGGGACCGGUCUGGUCUUUCCAUGGGCGACGAACGCGCGCGGAAAGCCACGCCGGGGGAUGAUGAGGAGAGCCGUUUUCUCGGAUCUCCAGCGACGCGGACUCGAGAAGAGGUUCCAGAUACAAAAGUACAUCAGCAAGCCGGAUCGCAAGAAGCUCGCUGAGAAACUGGGUCUCAAGGAUUCGCAGGUGAAGAUCUGGUUUCAAAAUCGGCGCAUGAAGUGGCGGAACAGCAAGGAGCGAGAGCUGCUGGCGACCGGCGGCUCGCGCGAGCAGACGUUACCGAACAAGAACAACCCCAAUCCGGAUCUGAGCGACGCCGACGGGGAUCGGCCGAGGAUGGACCUGAGUGACGUGAGCCCGCUCACGAGCCCGCAGAGGCCCGAGGAGCAAACGGAGAACGAGGAGGACGAGGAGAUCAAUGUCACGUGAUAAAGCUCGCCGCUUGGACCCAGCAUCCCCCGUUCGCCCUCCGACGACAAGUGACGACGAUUUUCUUAAUCCGCGAACCAAGUAGGCUACCGGCCGGACCAAGAAAAAAAAACAGAUUUAAGCGGAACGCAGAUUUGAACGGGCACUUGGAAAAAUCGCGGAAAUUAAUUCGGAAUUUUUAACUGAAUUUGUUUCUCACUCAUACGUCAUCGCAAUUCUAUAAUAUCAAUUUUACUACCGUUGUGGAGAAUAAUGCAUUUCUUCUCGCGAUCUAUUUUACAUCGAGAAGCGUGCGAGAUUAAUUUUGCUAAGCAAGUCCGAAAGAGAGACGACUGUUAAUUUUAGUUUUGCUAAUUUUAAUCGAAUAAUUUUUUUUUCAGCUGGCUGAUCUUUAUUGGCGAUUGUAUAUUCGCGGGUAAUCGAGCUGUUACAGGGUGUCCUAGAUUCAUUGUAUAAGGAGGAUAAUGUGUUAAACACGAAUUGUGAUGUUUCGUCUCAUUCACAAUUUUCAACGAUAAUCUUCAAUUGUCCUAGCGGUUAUCGGUUUGUCCUCAAUACUUCCCCCCUUCCUCCUCCCCGAGUUGUGGCUUUAUUAUUUGAUAACAACACGUGUCGUCGCAAACUGAUCCCGCCAAGCAAACAGAAAAUACGAACGACAAAUGAAGGAUAAGAAUGAAAAAUAAGACCGAUGUAUUAUAUUGUAAUUAGCGCGAUGGAUGUACUUUUGAGGAGUCUUCUAUAAGCCAUUGUGUAAGGUUGUAUUAGACGUAACAUUUCGAUUCUGGAAAUAUGUACCUAAGUCCACUCAUAAUGCGGCCGCGCGGCCAAAAAAUCCAAAUGUAAUUACAUUCAUUGUGAUUCAAUAUAAUCUAUGUAAUAUAUUGAAAUAAAAACUGUCUAUGCUAAGCGAUUUUUGUAUUGUCAAUAGGUAUGAAUGAAGUUUCAGAUCCGACUCAUCAUCGUUU